This is a messenger RNA of Colletotrichum higginsianum IMI 349063, 1116 nucleotides long. RefSeq names its product CTD kinase subunit gamma. Lineage: Eukaryota; Fungi; Ascomycota; Sordariomycetes; Glomerellales; Glomerellaceae. The transcript is spliced from 4 exons. The coding region runs from base 1 to 1116 and encodes 371 amino acids. Gene Ontology annotation, biological process: positive regulation of transcription by RNA polymerase I; positive regulation of DNA-templated transcription, elongation. The record is from RefSeq and is a predicted model, not a curated record. Gene Ontology annotation, cellular component: CTDK-1 complex.
AUGAAGAAAAAGGAGUUUCCCGGCCAAUAUUGUUAUCCACCUCUCAUGGAAAAGAGAAGCUCUCCACUGUUCCGAUAUCUGCUCACAAUCCAGAAACCACUGAAGGAUGGAGGAAAUUCAGAGGACACCCCUGUGGGAAACUUGCCUGUUGCUACUCCAGCUUCAGCGUGGGCGACCCAUUACAGCAGCUUUGAUUCUCAGCAAGAGCAUCGACCUGAUCUCAUCAACGACCUCAGUCCGGGCAUUGUCAGCGAACUCGACAGCUACCCUGACGCCUCUCCCCAGUCCCAAUCGCCCGAAGCCGAGUACGACGGCAACUGGGACUCAGCAGAGAUGGCGGACCCUUUCGAGGUUCGGAUGCGCUUCACGGCCCAGCUCCAGCAUCUCAACGCAUCUGUCACCUCGGCUCAGAAGGCCGCUCAGUAUGCCCUCAAGUACAAGGACAUGGACGAGGACCUGCACUCUUGCAUCCUCGAGCAGUUGGAGCGAAACAACAUGAAUACUCGCGCCAACAUCAUGUACUUCAUCGAGCAUUUCCUGGAGAUGGCUCAGAAGGAGAAACACAUCGACUACGUCCGCAUGAUGCAGCGCGACAUCAUCCGCAUCGUCGACGCAGUCGCUCCUGAUGACGGAUCUGGCGCCGCCAAUGUCAAGGUCGUCAGAAGAGUUCUCCGGGGCCUCCAGCAGAAGGACUUCCUUGAGGCGCGCACCGUCGACGAGAUUGAAGAGGUUCUCAAGGAGCGCGAGACCAGCGCCCACGACGCUGGCCUCUCAUCGCCCGUUAACGGCGACGUUGAAAUGGGCGACGCGCCGCCCGCCCAGUCGCUCCCGACCAACGGCCGGGCCCUGCGGCUGGAGAAGCGCCAGAUCGAGCAGCGCAUCGAGGAAGACCGCGAGCGCCACAAGCGUCUCCGCGAGAACAUCUGGGCGAUCGGAGCCCAUGACAACGCCGAGGUCGACAAGAUCUGGGAGGAGACGAGCGACUUCGGCGAUGACGACCACAUCCUCGCCGAGGAGGAGUUUACCGAGUUCACCCAGGCCAUGCAGCACUCGUGCCCCCCUAAGCCACCCGCCGGCCCUGCCAGCACUCGCAUCGUGAAUGGUAAGAAGCGUUGA